Molecule: messenger RNA, 3717 nt
Organism: Dicentrarchus labrax (European seabass)
Lineage: Eukaryota; Metazoa; Chordata; Actinopteri; Moronidae
Product: calcium homeostasis modulator protein 2-like
Exons: 3
Coding region: 282-1250 (322 amino acids)
Molecular function (GO): monoatomic cation channel activity
Source: RefSeq, a predicted model, not a curated record
GCAGUUCCUGACUAUGAGUCAUCACUGGUGCCCACACCGCUUACACAGACUCAAAGCGGCACGCAAAUAGAGAGACCUCUCUUUUCAGUCUUCGUGUAUAAAGUUGAUGUUUUCGAUAUACUUUUUCCAGUUUUUGCUCUGAUGUCUGGAUGUUUAUAAUGGAUUAUAAAGGCUAAGUCACAUGUCCCACCUCAGGACACAUCCAGAGCCAGCCUGACAUUGCUGAAAACCAAACUCACCUCACUUCACUAUUACUCUCAGUAAGGACACAGCAUCCCAACAUGGCUGCUUACGCACUCGUCACAGAGAACUUUAAGUUUGUGUCCCUCUUCUUCAAGAGUAAAGAUGUGAUGAUCUUCAACGGUCUGAUCGCUCUAGGCACUGUGGCCAGCCAGACUGCGUACAGCGUCUUCGCUUUUAACUGUCCAUGUUCCCCUGGAAGGAACUACUGCUACGGCCUGGCUGCCAUUGGCGUUCCAGCUCUGGCAUUCUUCCUCGUGGGAAUAAUGGUGAACAAGAGCACAUGGGACCUGGUGUCCGAGUGUCGGCUCAGAAACUGCCGGAAGCUGUCAGGGGCUGCAGCCUUCGCCCUGGUUGGAACCAUCAUUGGUAGAGCUGUAGUGGCUCCGCUGACGUGGGUGGUUAUCUCUUUGUUGCAGGGCCAGGCGUACACGUGUGCCCUGAGUGAGUUUGUUGACCCCAGUACACUAGGGAAGGACUUCCCCUCAGAUAUGGGGUCAGAAGUCAUUGCGAAAUUCCCGUGUCAAGGAAGUGUUCCCACGGAGCUGCAGCGCUUCUGGGGUGAAAUUGAGCGACGACUGAAAUACGAAUCUCAGCUGAUAGGCUGGCUGCUGGUGGCAGGAAUGUCUCUGGCGGUGUUCCUGAUGCUGUGCAUGAAGCGCUGCUCCUCUCCUUUUGGCUACCUACAGGAGGACUACUGGUCUCAGUACCGCUCUAAUGAAAAGACCCUCUUCCAACGCACGGCAGCUGUCCAUGCCCAGCUCCUGGCUGCGGAGAACAUUAAGAACUUCUUUGGCUUUGUGGCGCUGGACAAGGAAGAGAAGGAGCUGCUGGCUGAGCACCAGAGUGUCAGUCCUAUCUGCAGCACUGACUGGAACAGAGUGACUGGUGUCUACCUCUACAGGGAGAAGAAUGGUCUGCCUUUGUACAGCAGGCUCAACAAAUGGGCCACGUACAGCCUGGAGCAUAACGUGGAGGCCAUGGACAAAGAGAUGGACACGUUCAGCUGACAGGAAGGACGGUGGGCCAGUGACAAAGGCAUCACUAUGCUAUAAAUAGAGUUCUUGUUGGACUUUCUGAAACUCUGACAACCACCCACUCUAUUUUCUGCCACUAUGCCUUGAGACAUUUUAUAAGAACUAGUUUGUUUGAAGCACACUGAACCCUUUUAUUAUCAAGUUCGGCCAGACGGAUGUGCCGAUGUGGCUGAAUGUGUGUUUUUAGUACCUUAAACCUGCAUUCUUUCUAGCAGCGAGCAGGGGGCAGCUCCAUGAGCUGCAAAAAAGAAGUCACAUAGAAUUGAGCCUUAUGGAGAAAUGACCCUUCUUCUGACUUGAUUUAUGAGCUCAGUAAACAGUUUCCUAAUGAGUUUAUGGUCUCAGUCUCUAGUUUAAAGCAUUCUUCCACACAGCAUGAUGUUCAUUUAGUAACUGAUGGUCCCAUUUACAGUAAAACAGACAAUAAAGCAGGGUAUGCUUUAGGGUGUGGCUACCUUGUGAUUGACAGGUCAUUCUCAGUGAGUCCUUCCAGCUCAACGCACCAAACUCAGAUCAAACUGUCAAACUAGGCAGUGCUGAUCAGAUAUGGAUCAACAUUCGGUUACUGCGUUGUCUGCUCUCCUAAAAUCUUUUCAGAAACAUAUUUUACUGUACUGUUUAUCUCAUUGUGGUCACACACAAUGUCGUAUUCCUUUUUUGACUUGCAUUGUGAUCCAAAAUAGAAAAUAAAAUAAAUCCAUCAAGGGGCAAUGAGAUGGUGGGUAAUUUUUCAACAGAUUUUCAUUCAUAAGGAAUUGUCACUAAACACAUAGAUCCUAUUUAUACCUGGUAUUAAUCUUAAUCAGAUAACUCCAUGUAUAGACACAGUCCAACCAUUCCCAGAUGUGACACUUGAUGAUUAAGUUCAUCAUUUAUAACUCUAACGUCUGCAGAGGUAAAAAAAAAAAAAAAAAAGUACACACAUUCUUUACUCAAGUACAGAUACUUGUGUGAAACAGACCCCGUUAUAAGUAGAAGUACUGAUUCAACUUCUUUACUCAAGUAAAAGUGAAAAAGGACAGGCUCUGAAAUGUACUUGAAUAAAUUAGUAUAAAUAAUUCUAGAUUGUAAUAGAAAUGAUGUGUGCCUAAAUUCAUACUUCUUCCAAACAAAUAAAUCAAAUAUAGAAAUGAAAAAAAGCACAUUUAGCUUUUUGACUGCUUCCAGCUCAGGAUAAAAAGGUAAUAGUACAGUUAAAUCAUUACCAACUGGCUGCAAUCUGCCAUAAAACAGAAAGAAAAAUUUGCACGGUUGAUCACAAUGGAGGAGCCGGAAGCGUAAAGGAGAAGGAGGUCCGAUAUCUGGACAUUGUGUCUCAAAAAGAGUUGUGAUGGCAGAUAAUGAGCUACUAGGUAAUGUGCAGAAGGUUUUGAACAUGAGCAGAAAUCUUGCUGAAACACAGCUAUUAAAGUCCAGGGGUUUAUAAACUAAUUAAAAUGAAUUAUUUUAUCUUCAAUGUGUAUAGGUGACACAUCCACAUUUAAAGAGGUUACUUCCCCAAACAAACAAAAGAGGAUGGGAGAGUAAAUCAUGCCAACACGUGCACUGACUCAGCAGCCAUAAUAUGAAAUUAGAAAAGCUGAUCUGAGAAAAAAAACUUUGAAUGUAGCCCAAUACAGAAUUCCUUGGAGCCUUACUGCAUUAUCAUUUUGAAUUGUCACCUGAAUUUAGUGCUUUCCACAUAAACUAAAUGUAUGCUCUUUUUAAGGGUCCCCUAAGAAUGUCCAGCCUAUACUAUUCAUAUCCAAACCUUUCAGGGUUCUGAGUCUGAAACUGUUGCAUGUUAUAACUACCAGAAUAGGAUCAUUUUAUAAGACUCAUGUGAAACACCUAUCAAGCAAACUUAAAGUAUUUAGAUAUAUAUGUAUAGAAACAAAUCAUGUUUCUCUGCUGCUAGUCGGAAGACCAUUGUACAGUCUACAAUCCUGUCUGUGUUUGAUUAUGGUGAUAUUGUAUAUACAUGCUCGUUCCACUUUAAAGCCUCUGUGUGUCACAGUGCACAGCGCUUCAUCACAGGCGAUACAUUUCUCACUCACUGUUGCAACUUAUUCAAAAAGAUGGGAUGGUCCUCCUUAAAAAUAUUACAUAGGCUCUAUUGCAAAAACUGCCUGCAGUACACACAUUGUCUGGUCACGGGACAUUUCAAUUUAGUAGCUGCACCUCUUGUUCACACUGAGCUCGGCAAAGGUUACAUUCUCUUAUUUCAUAUAUUUUAAAAGGUUGUACUACUUCUCUCGGUCUGUCCGAGGUUUCUGCCUCUUAAAAGGAAGUUCUUCCUUGCCGCCGUCGCCAAGUGCUUGCUCAUGGUGGUACUGUUGGGUCUCUGUAAAUAAUGUUAUAAAGAGUUCGGUCUAGACCUGCUCUAUUUGAAAAGUGUCCUGAGAUAACUUCUGUUAUGAAUUGGCGCUAUACAAAUAAAACUGAAUUGAAUUGAAUUGAA